This is a messenger RNA of Penicillium digitatum Pd1, 1152 nucleotides long. Its product is annotated as glycoside hydrolase family 16 protein. Gene Ontology annotation, cellular component: fungal-type cell wall. Gene Ontology annotation, molecular function: glycosyltransferase activity; hydrolase activity, hydrolyzing O-glycosyl compounds. Lineage: Eukaryota; Fungi; Ascomycota; Eurotiomycetes; Eurotiales; Aspergillaceae. Gene Ontology annotation, biological process: fungal-type cell wall organization; carbohydrate metabolic process. The record is from RefSeq and is a predicted model, not a curated record.
AUGCUGCGCUACUUGAAGUAUGCCGCUGCAGGCUUGGCCGCUGCGACUCUGGUCUCAGGCCAAACGUACACCAACUGCAACCCAAUGAAAAAAACUUGCCCGGCCGAUGCUAGUACCACCGAGUCUCACCACAGCUUCGACUUCACCCAGAGCUCGGGAUUGAAUCAGUGGACAACCACUGCCGGCACCGUCAAGACAGGUCCAAACGGAGCCGAGUUCACCGUCAGCAAAGAAUUCGAUGCUCCCACCAUCCAGACCGACUUCUACAUCUUCUUCGGUGAAGUGUCGGUUACCAUGAAAGCGGCCCCUGGUACUGGCAUUGUCAGCAGUAUCGUGCUUGAGUCAGAUGAUCUCGACGAGGUUGACUGGGAAGCCGUUGGAGGCGACACCACCCAAGUCGAAUCCAACUACUUUGGAAAGGGAGAUACCUCGACCUAUGACCGCGCAAUCUGGCAUCCUGUCUCGGUCCCACAGGAUGCCUUCCACACCUACAAAGUUGUCUGGACCAAAGAAUCCAUUAUCUGGUCCGUUGAUGGGAAAAACCUCCGCACUCUCUCCUACAACGACGCGAAAUCCGGCACCAGAUUCCCCCAGACCCCCAUGAACGUUCGCAUCGGGAUCUGGGCCGGCGGUGACUCAUCCAAUGCGCCCGGCACCAUUGAAUGGGCCGGCGGCAAGACUGAUUACAGCAAAGGUCCCUUCACCAUGUACAUCAAGGACGUUACUAUCGUCAACUACAACCCGGCGGACUCUUACACCUGGGCUGACCAGACCGGCUCUUACGAGAGCAUCAAGCUCACGGGUCCUAUUAACUCGACUUCGUCGGCGUCGACUUUGUCCACUUCAUCCACUUCUGAGACUGCCUCGAUUGCUUCGACUGCCUCGAUUGUCUCGACUGCCUCCGCCACUUUGAAGACCUCUUCCGCUGCUACUUCGGGAAGUCACAUCGCUGCUGCCAGCACUGCCACGCCGUCUAGCGCUGCCGUCGGCCCCAGCUCCAGCGCCGGCGCCGGCGCCGGCUCUGGCUCGGCUUCUUCUAGCUCCACUUCCCCCUCCGCCUCUCCGGCCUUUAACGCGGCUUCAAACUUGAGCGCUGGCAGCUUGAGUAUCUUGUCUCUCUUGGCCGCCCUCUCUGGGUUCCUUUUCGUGUAG